CUGACGACCUGGCCAGCCCGGGGCUGGGGCAGAAGCUGAGACGGCUGAGAGCGCAGCGCGGACUCCAAGGAGACGCCGGCCCACUGCCCGCCCGCUGGCCGCAGUUUGUUUGACAGUUGCCAGACUAUGUUUACACUUCUGGUUCUACUCAGCCAAUUGCCCACAGUUACCCUGGCGUUUCCUCAUUGCACAAGAGGCCCAAAAGCUUCUACGCAUGUGGGAGAAGAAGUGUUUACAUCAAAAGAAGAAGCAAACUUUUUCAUACAUAGACGCCUCCUGUAUAAUAGAUUUGAUUUGGAGCUCUUCACUCCUGGUGACCUAGAAAGAGAGUGCACUGAAGAACUUUGCAAUUAUGAGGAAGCCAGAGAGAUUUUUGUGGAUGAAGAUAAAACGAAUGCAUUUUGGCAGGAAUAUUCAGCUAAAGGACCAACCACAAAAUCAGAUGGCAACAGAGAGAAAAUUGAUGUUAUGGGCCUUCUGACUGGAUUAAUUGCUGCUGGAGUAUUUUUGGUUAUUUUUGGAUUACUUGGCUACUAUCUUUGCAUCACUAAGUGUAAUAGGCUACAACAUCCAGGCUCUUCAGCCAUCUAUGAAAGGGGUAGGCACACUCCCUCCAUCAUUUUCAGAAGACCUGAGGAGGCUGCCUUGUCUCCAUUGCCACCUUCUGUGGAGGACACAGGAUUACCUUCUUAUGAACAGGCAGUGGCACUGACCAGAAAGCACAGUGUUUCACCACCACCACCAUAUCCUGGGCCCACAAAAGGAUUCAGGGUAUUUAAAAAAUCUAUGUCUCUUCCAUCUCACUGACUACCUUGCCAUCUUGGUAUAAGAAAUUUGUGUUAUUUGAUAGGCUGGGCAUGGUGGCUCAUGCCUGUAAUCCCAGCACUUUGGGAGGCCAGGAGUUUGAGACUAGCGUGGCCAACAUGGUGAAUCCCCGUCUCUACUAAAAAUUCAAAAAUUAGCCGGGCAUGGUAGUGCAGGCCUGUAGUCCCAGCUAGUCAGGAGGCUGAGGCAGGAGAAUUGCUUGAAUCUGGGAGGCGCCAGUUGCAAUGUGGUGAAAUUGCAGCACCACUGCACUCCAGCCUGGGCAACAAAGCAAGACUCCAUCUCAAAAAAAAAAAAAGAAGAAGAAAAAGAAGAAGAAAUUCAUGUUAUUUGAAAUGGUUUGUUCUCCCUGAACCAAAAAAGGCAUGUCUCCAGCUUUUUAUGACAAACUGCAAGGAAUAAAGGAAGAAUAAGCCAUGUGUUGCACCACAGAAGCUCUGUCUGCAUCUUGAACCUGAACUUGAUCAUUAUCAGCUUGAUAAGAGACUUUCUGACUCUAUAUCCUUGCAGUUAAGAAGAAAGCACAUUUUUGUAAUGUUCGUUUUAGUGGUUCAAAAAAAAAUCUUUGUUAUAAAGAGCAUAGGUAGAAUUGGUGAACUCUUUGCAUCCUUUGUACAGAUAAAGGUUAUAGAUUUCUCGUCCUGAAUAUUAAAAAAGC
Molecule: messenger RNA, 1483 nt
Organism: Saimiri boliviensis boliviensis (Bolivian squirrel monkey)
Lineage: Eukaryota; Metazoa; Chordata; Mammalia; Primates; Cebidae
Gene: PRRG4
Product: proline rich and Gla domain 4
Cellular component (GO): plasma membrane; extracellular region
Molecular function (GO): calcium ion binding
Source: RefSeq, a predicted model, not a curated record